Naegleria lovaniensis is the source of this 2295-nucleotide messenger RNA. RefSeq lists its product as uncharacterized. Bases 1 to 2295 code for a protein of 764 amino acids. Gene Ontology annotation, cellular component: membrane. The transcript has a single exon. NCBI's taxonomy places the organism in Eukaryota, Heterolobosea, Eutetramitea, Acrasida, Naegleriidae. The record is from RefSeq and is a predicted model, not a curated record.
AUGAAGCUAAUACUAACUCCUCACUUGAAUAGAAUUGGUCAACGAACAUGUUCCAACUCCAUACCUCUCUUCCUUCUCCUCUCCCUACUUGUACUUUUGAUCAUCUCAACAACUCCCAUUCUCGCUCAAACCAAUUCCAGUUCCACUACUCCAUUGACUUUUACACUCGGUGAAGUCAAAACUGUUCGUACAACUUGGCCCUCUACCACACAAGAUAUCAUGGAUGGAGCUAAAUGGAUUGAAUAUGGUAUCUAUGUGGCCAUUUUGGCAAUCAUACCCUUAAUACUGGGUCUCAUUGGAUAUAUGGCUGGAAUUAUCUUUUACUUGUUUCGAUGUUGUGGCGUGUGUGGUGGUUCAAAACCAGACACGACAUAUCAAAGAAAGCACCUUGUCAUUCCCACGACCAUACUUCUUCUCUUGUUUUGUGGUUUUAUUGCAUUGGCAGCAGUGGGUAUUGGCUUCUCAGCACAAGGAUCUGCCAACAUUCGAAAAACAUUCACAGAGACAUUAUCUUUUGUGAAUGAGGCCAAUACUACAGUGAUGAAAGUGACCACGAUUGGAGAUACCAUUACUGCCAAGUUGAGCGCAUUGCCAGAUAAACUCGAUCCACUGUUGAAUAAGGCUACAGAAGUGGUCUCACCUCUGGGUACCAUUUCAUCGAUCAUUACCUCCACAACAAAUCAAUUACAGACAUUCAAUUCGACCAAUAUUGUCACCAUGAAUGCAAGAAUUGCGGCUAUUAAUUCCAAUCUCAAUACACUGAGAGCGAACUUUUCUGGUGUUCCAACGACCACCGACAUUCCAGACAUUAAUUCUCUUGUCGUGCCUGCUGUCAAUAGUGGAGUUUCUGCUUUGAAAAGUGCCAACAGCACCAUUGCAACUGCCCAAGCGGAUGUUGUGAAAAACAUUGCAAAUAUUAAGCAACAAAUCAAUGCAACCCUCUCCACUCAAUUGACACCUGCCAUUGGUCCUGCAUUGGAUGGAAUCAAGGUCCAAGUGAAUCAACUUCAAAGCCAAAUUGCUCCCUAUUUGAAUCAACAAGUACUCCAGGAUGCCUCCACUUAUUCAUCAUUAGCUGAGAAUAUUCGAAUUGCAUUGAGCGUGAUAUUCUUUGGUUGGGCUUGCAUCAUUUAUGUGUUUGCGUUCUUGGGUGUCAUUUUCAGAAAGGCAUGCUGUGUUCAGACCACAACCGUAUUAGCAUUUAUCAGUGCAUGGGUAUUCUUCUUGUUUGCCAUUGUACAAAUUCCUGCAUACAUUCUCAUUACCGACACAUGUACACAAGGACCCAAGACAUUGAGUCUUGUGGGCGACCAAUUGAUUGGUCAGUUCAACAUGACGAUCAAAUUCCAAAACGUUUCCUCCAUUAUGAACAGUAUUGCAACAUGUGGCAAGAAUGACUCUCUAUUGACCGCAGUGCUUGGCAAGAAUUAUUUGACCAGCUUGGGAAUUGAUGCGCAAUUGUCGAGCAUGACAAGUACCUUCCAGUCACAAAUUAGUUCCUUUGAUAUUUCCUCAUUGACUGCUACGGCCAAAAACUCGGUCCAGAAUGCCAAUAUUUCCACCAUCAAGACUGACUACUCGACAGAUAUCAUGAGUGCCAAGACCAAAUUGACCAACGCCACAUCGUCGUUGGGAAGUUUGGAUGGCUUCAGUGGAUUCAAUCAAACCUUGUAUAACGUUGCCAUUGACAAUUUGAAUGCAUUCACCUUUCCACGUACUGGAAAAUUGUACAGCUAUUACAAUUACACACUUUUUGAUCCCUCCACUUUACCAAAUCCAGAAAAUACUCAAGGUCAAAAUUUGAAAGAUGCUGUCGCCUAUCAAAAUGAUACCUAUACAGCAGCCUAUAACGACGUGGUCAAGUUCAAUAACUCUGUGAAUGCUGUUUCGGCUGGUAUGAAUGGUCUAUUGUCAGAUUUUUCUGCUGCCAGCUCUGUGAUGAGCUCCCUGUCAACUCUCACCUCAAGCAUUAUCACACAAAUUGAUUUACUUGCAAGCAAUAUUCAGACCUUUAUUGCAAAUUUCCCCAGCGACGCCAUGAGUUUUAUACUUACUGUAGCGACGGAAUUGGUCGAUUCUUUGGCUUCUGAUGUUGCACAAUGCUCCUUUAUGAGUUCAUUUGUUCAAACCCUGGGAACCAACGUUUGUCAAGGAAUUAAUAUGCAAUUAUUGAUUUCUGGUGUCGUGUGUUUGGCAAUUGGCCUCUUGCUGAAUGUUGGAUGUUUAGCAACUCUUGUUCUUGCGAAGAGAGUCAAAUACCAAUCAAGCCACAGAGUGCAUCCAAGGGUCGAUUAA